AUGAUGAUGCGACCCGUUGUGUGUUUGCUGGUUUUUCUGCUGAGUGUUGCCUCCGUAUGCAUGGAAGCUAACGCGGUUUUUGAACGUGAUCUUAAACCUGUUUUUCCGGACUGUCCCUCUGAUACUUCAAAAACUCCUUGUACUCCUAAAGGUGAUGGUAAUGUCUUUACAGCUCUCUUGCAUGAUAGGGCUGGACCUGUGUCACCCUCUGCUGGAAGUUCAUCCUCUCUUACCAGAACCGGUUCUACUAGGACACUUGAUAAUGUUGGUCAAGAGCAACCAGGCCAUACAGCACAACCUGGGGUUCGUACAGAACCACCACGUACUGCACACCCAGAAACAUCAUCACAAGAAAUACAAAAUGGUCAAAACGAUAUGAAUCAAGAAGAAGGAGUACCACGUGCCGUUUCUCCGUCCGCCCAAGAAGGAAGAGGUGCCGACAGUUCAUCGGGUAAUUCUGCCCCUCAAGUGGACCGGAGUAAACCUACUAGUGGAGGUGAUCUCAGCGGUGGAGAUCAAAGUCAACCUCAAGAGGCAAAUGGAACUGAACAAGUGAACCAACCUGAAUCAAGUGAUACAGUGGAUCCCAGUACACUUACCACAUAUAAUCCCACACACCAAUCCUCUGCAGCUGCAGGUACUACUGUCACAACCGCUUCACAAGAAAAUGUCAAUGCCGAUACAAAGUCCACCACCACAACAACUACUACUACCACCACCACAACAACAACAACACUUCCACCUGAACUCACAAACAGCAAGAAGGGUGAUGCAGACAGCAGCAGCAGUAUCAGCAGUUCUGUGUGGGUGCGUGUGCCACUACUGAUUGUGGUUACACUGGCCUGUAUUCUUGUGUGCUGA
This is a messenger RNA of Trypanosoma theileri, 861 nucleotides long. RefSeq lists its product as uncharacterized. The record is from RefSeq and is a predicted model, not a curated record. The transcript has a single exon. The coding region runs from base 1 to 861 and encodes 286 amino acids. Lineage: Eukaryota; Euglenozoa; Kinetoplastea; Trypanosomatida; Trypanosomatidae.